Messenger RNA from Miscanthus lutarioriparius, 1077 nucleotides. Lineage: Eukaryota; Viridiplantae; Streptophyta; Magnoliopsida; Poales; Poaceae. The record is from the annotation of a GenBank genome assembly.
AUGCGGUCGGCGGUGCUGGUGCCGCGGAGCCUGCGGAAGGCGUCCGUCCCGCCGGCCCUGCUCUCAGACCCGACGCCCGGCAGCCUCCAGCCCACCCGCCUCGCCGCCCAUGUCAACGGUGCCGGCUCCUCAUGCUCUGUCUACCUCGCCUCUGGCUGCCGCGUCUACAGGAUCGAGAUAAGCCUUGAUGGUGCGAUGCUGUCCAAAGGAAAGGAGAGCCUUUUGAUUCCUGAUAAUGCACAGGUCAUAAGUUCGUCCGUUGUGGAUCGCUGCCCACAUCGUUCUGAGAUCCAGAGUGUAGCUCUCGCAGAGGGCGAAGAUGACUGUUUGAUUCUUGGAACGGUUGACUCAUAUGGUCACCUUAUUGUAUCUUGUUUGGACAUCGUGGCUGAUGACAUCGACAGGACGUCCUAUUCAGUACCACCUCGUGAUUGUGGUGUUGGGGAAGGCAGUUGGGCUGGGAUAUGCUUUAGCCCGAUGCAGCAAUCCAUGGUAGCUGUUGCUCGUGAGUUGUGCAAGACCAUUGAUAUCUAUGAUCAAGACAUUCAUGUUCGCAGUUUACGCACGUUAUGGUAUCCAUCUUCAUUUAGCUUUGUUCAAUGCUCGCCACAAGUGAAUGGAAGUAGUUCUCUCUUGGCAAUUGCGGAAGGUUCUCAGCUGAGCAUCUGGGACUUAAGAAUGAAUAACAAUGGGGGAUGCGUACAACGCAUUUCUGGAUCAGUUGGAGACAUUAUAUACUCCACAUGUAGUUCGCCCUCAGGACUGAUUGGUAGUGGCGGAACUGAUCGUGCUGUCACCAUCUAUGAUCCUCGCAGGUGGUCUGCUCUGUCAAGAUGGGUGGGCUGCUCCAAGUAUGAGAUUACAGGCCUUUCGUUCUCAUCAGUUGACCAAUCUUUUAUCUACGUCCAAGGUGUUGAUUAUGAGAUUACCUGUGGACAUUGGAAACAAAGUGAGCGAGCAUUCUCAUUUCGAGGGGAUUCCAACUGGUUGGGAUUUUCAAAGUGUGCCAACAAUGAUGUGAUAGCAGGGUGGUGCGAAUCUGGAAGUAUCUUCAUUGCUGAUGCUAGGCAGCUAUAG